AUGGCCUAUUCCCAGUCGCUCAGCCCAUCCGCCACUUACCGCGACGUCAACAACAUGCAGAGCCAGCCAGUACCGACGUCGUCAGUCCACAGCUCGCCUGUUAUUCAAGCUAUCCAGCAUCCGAGGCAGGCCUCGAAACAGCGCUUCGUCGCCGAGCUCUCCCAAUGCCUCUUCGACUUUGUGAUCCAGUUGCUGCCGACCCAAGAGGAGAUGGCUGUCAAGGAGGACGUCCGCAAACUGCUCGAACGUCUUAUUCGUACAAUCGAACCCGACAGCAGACUGCUUUCCUUUGGCAGCACCGCCAAUGGUUUCAGUCUGAGGAACUCUGAUAUGGAUUUGUGUUGUCUGAUCGAUUCAGACGACAAGCUCUCUGCAGCGGAUUUGGUGACGAUGCUUGGGGAUCUGUUGGAACGGGAAACCAAGUUUCACGUUAAACCGCUCCCUCACGCUCGGAUACCUAUCGUGAAGCUCACGUUGGACCCCUCUCCAGGACUUCCACACGGCAUAGCAUGCGAUAUCGGAUUCGAGAACAGGCUCGCGUUGGAAAAUACCCGCCUCCUCAUGUGCUAUGCUAUGAUAGAUCCAACCAGGGUACGAACAAUGGUUCUCUUUCUCAAAGUGUGGAGCAAGAGACGCAAAAUCAACUCCCCCUACAAAGGAACAUUAUCGUCUUAUGGUUAUGUUUUGCUCGUAAUUUAUUUCCUGGUACACGUCAAGAACCCUCCAGUGUUGCCUAAUCUACAACAGAUGCCUCCAUUACGCCCUAUCACGACAGAGGAAACACAUUUGAAUGGACAUAAUAUUUGGUUUUUCGACGACAUCGAUCUGCUCAGGCAACGUUGGCGGUCGGAGAACACAGAAUCCGUGGCUGAGUUGUAUGUAUCCCAUCCUUUCACCUUUCUGCUUCUCGUUCUCAUUGCUAUUCCUAUGGCCAGAAUGAUCGACUUCUUCCGAUAUUUCGCCCGUGACUUUCAAUACAACAACGGCGUUGCUUCCAUCCGAGCUGGCCUACUCAAAAAAGACGCCAAGGGAUGGCAAAGCGAUCAAUACUCCAGCCGGUAUGACCCCGGACGGGAGCGGAAUAGGCUAUGUAUCGAGGACCCGUUCGAGUUGGACUACAAUGUCGCACGUUGUGUGACGAAGGACGGACUGUAUACAAUCCGCGGUGAAUUUAUGCGGGCUUCGCGGAUACUUGCUGCGCGACCGGAAAGGGCGAUUGUCGCCAUCGCGGAACUCUGUGAAGAGCGCAAAGACGAAGAGUUGGUUCAGGCACCAACCUACAGCUCAUCACGGCCUUCGCCUAUCCCACCUCAAACACCGUACACAGUCGGUUCCAACUCAUUACGGCCGAAAAAUGCCCCCCCUGAGAGGCUUUCGCCUCCCACUCAGUUCUUCGAACCUGCCGUUGAACUAGAGACCAAAGCACCACAUCCUCAGGUACCGAGGCAACCUCCCCCACCUCCUGAGCACAUGGCUCCGAAGAGGUCGAAAUGGACGAGCCCGCCACCGCCCGAUGCGCCAUCCGUUGAUCACACCCUCUUCCAAAGCCAGUUUGACAAGAGUUUGGAGCUUGCAACUGCCCCCACCGAAGCCCGAGAAAAGGAGGCCAGUGGUUCGGAAACUAACAGCGACAUCUUCACAGACGAAGAUCGUUCGGACGCUGCUGAAUCCGAUGAUAUCUCAUCAGACUUGCACGCCGACCAUCCUGGCAUAUGCCUCUUGGCGGACGGUUAG
Coprinopsis cinerea okayama7#130 is the source of this 1734-nucleotide messenger RNA. Its product is annotated as CID1p. The coding region runs from base 1 to 1734 and encodes 577 amino acids. Gene Ontology annotation, biological process: RNA 3'-end processing. The transcript is spliced from 11 exons. NCBI's taxonomy places the organism in Eukaryota, Fungi, Basidiomycota, Agaricomycetes, Agaricales, Psathyrellaceae. Gene Ontology annotation, molecular function: nucleotidyltransferase activity. The record is from RefSeq and is a predicted model, not a curated record.